Hordeum vulgare subsp. vulgare (domesticated barley) is the source of this 2559-nucleotide messenger RNA. Its product is annotated as bifunctional lysine-specific demethylase and histidyl-hydroxylase NO66. The coding region runs from base 421 to 2166 and encodes 581 amino acids. The record is from RefSeq and is a predicted model, not a curated record. NCBI's taxonomy places the organism in Eukaryota, Viridiplantae, Streptophyta, Magnoliopsida, Poales, Poaceae. The transcript has 5 exons.
CGACCGAUUGCGUCGUACGCCUCUGGGGUGUGGGUGCCGCCGACCGCACCCGCACGGGCACCCCAAACCCAACCCAACUCCCACCCGCCGGCCGCAAUAUCCCAUCCCAUCUCCUCCCCGCCGGUCGCCUCGUCUCCUCGCGUCGCGUCCACUCCCCGACCCCAAGUCCAACGCCUCUCCCACCUUCCUCCUCCACCAAACCGGAGGAGGAAACCCCUCCAACUCCAAGAAGAGGAAGAGGAAGCGAACUCGGAUCCGCGCCCUCCGAAUCUCGCCGCCGCCGCAGGAUCGCCGUCAAACCCUAAGGGAGGAGGAGGAGGGGUCCCGGGCCCUGGCUCCCAUGUCCUAGCCGGCCGGCCUGCCCGCCCGCCCCCUUUGUUGCUGCCGGUCGCGCCCGUCUUCUUGGUGCCCCGGCCUGUGAUGUCGUGGAGGAGGGAUCCGGUGACGGGUAGGUGUAACUCCCGGCGGCAGCCUGCGCCGCAUACCACGCCGGUGGUGGUCAUCGACGAGGAUGAUGACGACGACGACGUGGACGACCUUGCCCUCGACUCUGAGGUUUUCAUUAUUGAUGAUGAGGAGGAGAUAGCCCGUGCAACGGCUGCGUGCAAUAGCAAGAAGGGAAACAGCUCUAGUAGCAAUGUGAUCAACAUAGAUGAUGAUGAUGAUGAUGGGGAGGAGGAGGAUGAGGGUCAUAGGGCUGGCCCCAGCAUGGCAGGCGACGGGUCUCCAGCGGCGACAACCCCCCCUGUGUGUGCUAGAAACAGAUAUGGGCUGGAUUAUGUUUAUGACAGCGAGCAGAGUGAUCUGUCUGGCGGAUCAGACUCUGAAUCAGACGGCGAUGGCAGCUCGGAUUGUGAGAUUCUCGAUGACACUGGGACUGCGCGUAAGGUUUGGGAGAAGGCUGCUUCAAGAAGAACCACGCUUCAUCAUCCCCCACAUGGAAAAGAUGGCAGGGCUAGUACUUCUCCAUCAAGCGCCGAGUCAAGUACACACUAUGAUGAAACUCCAGAGAACCUCUUCACUCCAGUGUGCCCUCUGGAUGAUGACAUCUUGAGAUAUUUUCGUGAUGCAUUUAACCCAGCUGGGCAAAGUAGUACAAAUGGUGCAAAACAUGGCGCUGGCCCUUCUUCAGUGCCUAAUGCCCAGGAAGGUCCGAUGGACAUUGAUUCCCAUGGAAAAGAAACUGAAGACCAUGAUCCCGCUUGCAGUUCAGAUCCUGAUAUGCCUUACAAGGGCCCUCUUCCUGAAAAAGCCCAAGAAAGGAGUCACCAUCCUCACCUAGAUGAAACCUUGAGACCUGAAGGGUAUACAAGCUGUAGCUUUGUCUCUCCAAAUAGGGUUUUUCCUGCAUACUCCUCAGCUGAUUGUAAAGGUGAUAGUCCUAUAUUUAUCAGCACUCCUGAAAGAAUGGAUGAGAAAAUAGCCGAAGGCAUAUCUUUAGCAAAGGAUGGACGGAGUGCGCACAGUGAAGCUGCCAAACAGAAGAAAAAGAUGUGCUUUACACCAGGUGCUGAUGAUUCUUGUAUGGAUCAACUCACAGAAGAUGCAGUUUUUACUGGCUUGAGACAAUCUGGAGAAUACUUUAAUAAGAAUGCUCCCACAAAUGAAGCAUCGGGGACUUGCUCCUUGCCUCAGAAGGAUUUGGUUAAAGAUCCUGAAAAGUUAGGACAAUCUUCUAUGGUAAUUGGCUGCCGUGAAAAGCACAAAGAAUCUGAUGAGUACAAAAGGGCACAAGAGGAGGAGUGGGCAUCCAGACAGCGUCAGUUAGCAAUACAGGCUGAGGAGGCAAAGGAGGCGAAGCGGCUACGAAAGAGAAAAAAGGCUGAAGCUUUGCGACUGGUUGACAUGGAGAAGAGACAAAAACAAAGAUUGGAAGAAGUCCGUGAAACACAAAGAAAGAGUGAAGAAACUAUACAGCUGAAGGAGCAGUGUCUAGGGGCGGUAAGAUUGGAGCUCGAAAUUAUUGAAAGGAGAUACACUGAUAUGGCUUCAAUAUUGCGUGCACUGGGCAUCCCUGUUGAAGGGGGUGAGGUCAAAGCUGCUUAUAAGCAAGCCCUCCUGAAAUUCCAUCCGGACAGAGUAUCGAGAAAUGAUAUUUAUGAGCAGGUCAAGGCAGAGGAGACGUUCAAGUUUAUCUCGCGCUUCAAGGAGAAGCUCAGGCUAUAGCUUCCCUGCUAUCAGUGAUAUAGCAGGAUUAACUUUUUGAUAGGCUGAAAUCUCGUCAGUGGGCCAAGCUCUGAAAUUAAUUGGCGCUGAACGUAUAACAGUGUAAUCCUUAGGAUUAGUGCGGAGCAUUCCUUAUCCAUCAUUUGAGCUUUUCUUUUCAGCGGUAUGUGCUCUGCUUAGCUUAAUGUUAUUCUAAGAUUAAUGCCGGGGAAAUGUUUAUAGAGGUGGCACAAGAAGGAUCGUUUUCACUGAUGACCCAUCAUUAGUACUAGUACUUUCUUCCCAUGAGAAACGAAGGACUGCUGGUUGUACGACUUGUUUCCCUGCAAUGAUUUUAGCAGUCAACUAUACCUGUAAUAUAAUAUAAGUGAAAACUGGUUAUUUCUUCUCCAA